UUUCUCGGUUCUCUAAAAGCGUAACGUUCACGUUCACCUUUUACAGGAUAAUUUUAGGAAUGCGUGACAUGUUAGCUCCCUCGAUCAGAGAUUUGACCAAGUUGAUACAGCUCACUCUAUUUGACAAGACAUACACGAAGUCUCGUCUAUAAGAAAAUUUAGCAGCACUGGUUCAAAAUCAUAGCUCAUCCAGCAACCUAACAAAUAGUUUUCUUCCAUAAUGGCUUUCCACGCCGAGAUUUUGCAGGCAGACAGCCAAAAUCCCGAAACCCACUUUCUGCUGUAUCGCUUCAGCUCGGAUGAGCGUUUGACUAAAACGCUCCCAGAUCAACUGCAAACAGACUUUCUGGACGUCUUGGCCACCGCAAACAGCCUGGAAAUCCCAUUCCUUCCCAUAGUCUGGCAAAUGGCUCGCACUAGCAUUGGUCUGGGCGGAACGAGCAGCAUUCGGCGAGCUCCUGUUGAUGUUCAAACGGAGCUGGCAUUUAAGCUUGUGAAGGAGGAUCAGAAAGCUUUGCAGUCACAGAGCAACAUUCUCGGGCAGAUUCGAAAUGAGCUCGAGCUGAUGAGCCACCCGCGGCUAAGGUCGCACCCGAACAUUGUUGAUAUUCUAGGCCUUUGCUGGGAUAUUCCAGACCGGGACCACGUUUGGCCGGUGUUGGUUAUGGAGAAGUCGUAUUUUGGUGAUCUAAAUGGCUUUUCAAAGCUUCCAGUUUGGCAGGAUUUAGAUGCCUGUGAUAAGUUAAAAAUUUGUCUUGGGAUUGGCAACGCCUUGGCGGAGAUGCACAGCUGUGACAUUACCCACGGGGACAUUAAACCUCACAAUGUUCUUAUUUUUAAAGACGGAGACGGAUUUACUCCUAAAUUAGCAGAUUUCGGAUACAGUCACCGCUACAUCGAUAAAACAGACAGCUGUUGCUUACCCGUGUCUAGACCAUGGCAGGCCCCUGGGGUGGACGGAUCAGACAAAACCUUCACAUUAUCUCAAGCGAUGGCAGCCGAUAUUUACUCUUAUGCUUUGCUUUGUGCGUGGAUUUUCAGGAAUGAUCAAAUAUUUGAAAAUAGCGUUGACGUCAACAUGUCAUCACAACUUGUGACAUUAGAUCCACCAGAGUCGAAGUCGAUUGCGAUGCUGGAGGUUUUGAAGAGGAAUGAAACGCUUGAACAAGUGAUCCUUAAAUGUGUAGAAAAUGAACCUGGUCUAGAAGAUGCGGAUAAAGACGCUCUUAAGGAAUUAUUCAGAACGGCUUUAGGAAAAAGUCGAGAAAACUGUGGUGAUAUUUGGAGUUGUUUCAAAUUGCUGAAGAGGCCAGAGUCUGAGGUUGAUAAAUUGACACAAGCGGCCGCAAAGCCUCAAUUCAAGAUCAACGCGGCUAUCUUGGAUUAUUACAGCGCAGACUACCGUCUCCGCAAAUAUAUCGCUAAGUGCCUGGAGUCUCGCGUCAAUCAACACGCAGUUAAAAAUGCCGAAAAUGAUGCUGUCCAGCUGGCAGUUUGUUAUUAUAUUGGAUUUGGGGUCCCUAAAGAUGAUGAAAAGUUUUUACAGCUCAGGGAUGCAAACGAGAGGCUAAGAUGUCUAAUCGAAACUGAGAUCAAAUCCCUCAAUCCAAAGCCUAGAUCUUAUGAUCAUCCGCUUGUCGCCCGUAUCUUUGCGACUGGCCAUCUCUCUCAUCUUCAUCAAAACCAGCAAAACCGUGACUUCAGUCUACUCAAGGAUACAGAAAACUCUCUCAAACGAGAAUUAGACGACUUGAGCGCAAGUAUAAACAACGCAAGUCUGAGAUGGAUUCUCUUCGACACGUUGAUAGAUUGUCUCCGCAUGGAGGGCAAUUUCAGUCUCGCUGAAGAGCUCGAGAGUGAACUGCUUCAAAUGCGAGAAAAAACGCUCGGCCAUGAGAACUUUCAAUCAAUUGCAGGUAUGACUAAUUUGGCCCAUGUGCAUUGGCAGCUGGGAAAACCACAUCUUGCAUUAGAGGUUACUCAAAGAGCACUGCAAACCAGCAGAAGAACUCGCGGGAUGGAUGACAUUCUAACAAUGAUGAUCAUGGGAAACAUGUCAUCCAUCUACUAUAGUUUGGGCAAAUACCCAGAGGCCGAGGCCUUGGAGGUUUACUUGGAGGAGAAACGAAGUGCAAUGUUAGGCAAGGAUCAUCCGGAUACGAUCACCAGCAUGGCGAAUCGAGCGGCAAUCUUGUGGCGUCAGGGCCGACUAGAAGAAGCUGAAUCUUUGGCAUUAACGGCGUUCCGGAUGCGUGAGAAGAUAUAUGGCAUUGAGCAAGCGGAUACUUUGGUAAGCAUGUCGAACUUGGCUUUGAUCUAUCAAAGUCAAGGAGAAUACAACAGAGCGGAAGGACUUCAGUUGAAAGCGGCUGAAGUCAGCAAAAAGAUCCACGGCGAGCUUUCUCCAGCAACGCUUAUGAACAUGUCAAACCUGGCGCUGACCUACUGGUAUCUUGAGAAGCUUGAAGCAGCUGAAGAUCUCAAUCUUCAUGUCAUGGAACGCAGACGCCUUGUAUUGGGACCAGACCAUCCGGAUACUCUCACAAGCAUGGCAAACCUUGCUUUGGUUUACGAGAGUCAAAAGCGGUUCAAGGAAGCAAUCGAUUUAGAGACCGAGGUUCUACACAAGCAUCGAGCUUCGAGUUCUCUGGGAGAUAAACAUCCCGACACGGUCCUGAGCAUGGACAACCUUGCAAACACGUAUCGGAAUGUGGGCCGACUAGAAGAGGCCGCUGACCUUUUAUCCGAAGCAUUAUCAAUACGAAAAGAGACUUUAGAGGAUCUUCAUCCUGAAACGAUGGAGAACACCCAUAAACUCUUGCUUUUGUACCAAGAGCUUGGAAGGGAACAAGACAUACUCGAGAUCAUUAAUUGGUUACGUUCACUAGAGUCGUGAAGAAGAGAGACUAGGCAUCCAUUAUUAUUAUCCGCCAUUUCUGAAGAUUUUCUGAAGAUCUCUUAGUCUCGGGAUGAUCAGCUCCAAGAACUUCAGUACGACCUGAUACAACUUCUGUCAUCAUCCGAACAGCCUCCUCCACUUGCCCAAGGUCUUUCAGAGUGUGUGCC
This is a messenger RNA of Verruconis gallopava, 3066 nucleotides long. RefSeq lists its product as uncharacterized. Gene Ontology annotation, biological process: protein phosphorylation. Lineage: Eukaryota; Fungi; Ascomycota; Dothideomycetes; Venturiales; Sympoventuriaceae. The transcript is spliced from 4 exons. Gene Ontology annotation, molecular function: protein binding; ATP binding; protein kinase activity. The record is from RefSeq and is a predicted model, not a curated record. Bases 221 to 2896 code for a protein of 891 amino acids.